AUGGCAGCUCCACGGAUCCUCCUCUGCGGCGACGUCCAUGGCCGCUUCAACCAACUCUUCAAACGCGUUACCUCCGUGAACAAAUCGGCCGGGCCAUUCGACGCGCUGCUCUGCGUGGGUCAGUUCUUCCCGGACUCUCCCGAGCGCGUGGAGGAGUUCAAUGACUACAUUGAAGGCCGCUCCAAAAUCCCCAUUCCCACAUACUUCAUCGGCGAUUACGGCGUUGGGGCUGUAAAAGUACUGUCGUCGGCGGCCAAGGAGUCGGCAAAUCUAGGGUUUAAGAUGGAUGGAUUAAAAGUCUCUGAGAAUUUGUACUGGUUGAGGGGCAGCGGGAAGUUCCUGCUCCACGGUUUGUCUGUGGCAUACUUAUCUGGAAGGCGGUCUACAACUAGCCAACAAUUCGGAACAUACACUCAAGAUGAUGUUGAUUCCUUGAGGGCAUUGUCUGAGGAGCCAGGGAUUAUUGAUAUAUUCUUGACAUAUCCUUUUUAUAAGCGCAAUUACUUCACGAAUAAAUCAGUAGCACUUGUCGUUCCUUCUGGGCUGUCAGAUUCAUCUAUUGGUGAUUCAACCGUGUCAGAAUUAGUAGCAGAAAUGAAGCCACGUUUCCAUAUUGCAGGCACUGCUGGUGUCUACUAUGACCGUGAACCUUAUGCAAAUAUCGAUGCUGUCCACGUGACUCGCUUUUUGGCCCUAGCUCCAGUUGGAAAUAAAGACAAACAGAAAUUCAUACAUGCACUUUCACCUACUCCUGCAUCCAAAAUGGCCUCCGCUGAGAUCUCCGCGAAACCUCCAAAUACUACUUUGUCUCCGUAUUUAUCGUCUGAUGAAACUGAAUCUGUCAAUGGAGCCAUAAAAAGAUCUGGUGACAAUGAUUCUGAUGCACAGUAUUGGCGGUACGAUUCGUCUAAAAAAAGGCAGAAACAUGGAGAUGGUGAUGGUGGCGAUAGGUUGUGCUUCAAAUUUGUGUCUUCAGGGUCUUGUCCGAGAGGGGAUAAGUGCCAUUUCCGACAUGAUGAAGAAGCCGAGGAACAAUAUAUUAGGGGUGUGUGUUUUGACUUUCUAAACAAAGGAAAUUGUGAACGGGGGCCUGAUUGCAAAUUUAAGCAUAGUUUGCAAGAAGAAGGUAGAGGAUUUUCUGGCAGAUCUGGAUCAGGGACUGGAAGCUCGACAAGAUCGAAGGAAUGCUGGUUUUGUUUGUCAAGCCCCAGUGUGGAGUCUCAUCUAAUCACUAGCAUUGGAGAAUACUGUUAUUGUGCACUUGCUAAAGGGCCAUUAGUUCAAGACCAUGUGCUGAUAAUACCAAUUGAGCAUGUUCCCAACACCCUGUCUCUACCACCAGAAUCCGAAAAAGAUUUGAAUAAACUCCAGAGCAGCCUUAAAGCUUACUUCAAGAGACAAGGGAAAGAAGCAGUUUUCUUUGAAUGGGUUUCUAAACGUGGGACUCACGCCAAUCUUCAGGUUGUUCCUAUUCCAUCAUCCAGAGCAUCUUCCGUUGAAAAUAUUUUCAAUUUAGCUGCUAAGAAGUUGGGUUUCACAUUUACAACAAUUAAAAAUGAUAACAAUUCAGCGCGAAAAUUAGUGGGGAUAAAUCUCGAUAAAAAUCAGAGCUUAUUUUAUGUAGAAGUUCCUGGGGGUACAAUCCUGUCUCAUGUCGUUGAGGAAAAUGAAAAAUUUCCUUUUCAAUUUGGCCGUGAGGUUCUUGCUGGAUUAUUGAAUAUGGCCGAUAAAGCUGAUUGGAGGAACUGCCAGCUCAGAAAGGAUGAAGAAACGAAGAUGGCAGACGAUUUUAAGAGUCAAUUUAAGGAGUAUGAUCCAAACAACUAA
Striga hermonthica is the source of this 1827-nucleotide messenger RNA. NCBI's taxonomy places the organism in Eukaryota, Viridiplantae, Streptophyta, Magnoliopsida, Lamiales, Orobanchaceae. The record is from the annotation of a GenBank genome assembly.